AUGCAGCGCUUCCUCCACCUCAAACACCUCCACCAGUUUCACGCCCGUGCCGUCGUCUCCGGUCUCAUUCACGACCCCUUCGUCGCCGGCAACCUCCUCGAGUCCCUCCUCCGCCUCGAUCCUUCCGCCCUCGCUCCCGCCCUCGCCCUCUUCUCCCACGCCCGCGCUCGCUCCCCCUUCAUGUGGAACACCCUUGUCCACGCCCACCUCCUCAACGGCCUCCCUACCUACGCCCUCUCCUUGUUCGCCCAAAUGCUCCGCGACCCCACCUCGCCACCCAACCGCUACUCCUUUCCCAUCGCCCUUAAGGCCCUCGCCCUGCUCCAGUCCUUUAAAGACGGCGUGUCCCUCCAUUCUAAGAUCCUUAAGCUUGGCUUCGACUCCGACCCCUUUGUCCAUGCCACUUUAGUCCAUUUCUAUGGCUCCUUUGGUCACGUUGGGGAGGCCCAUAUGGUCUUUGACUCGAUCUCCGAUCCGAGUGUCAGUGCCUGGACUGCGCUGCUCUCUGGGUUUGCAAAAUUAGGACAGUUGGAGGUUGCCAGGGAGAUGUUUGAUCGAAUGCCUGAGAGAAAUUUGGUUUCCUGGAAUGCCAUGAUUUCGGGAUACGUUCAGGGUGGGAGACCACUACUGGCUCUGGAAUUAUUUCAGGAGAUGCUGGUCUUGAACGUGCGGCCGAAUUCCUCUGUUAUGGUUAGUGUUCUAGUGGCAAUAGCCGAGUUGGGAGCUCUUACACAGGGGAGGUGGGUUCAUGCUUACUUGGAGCGGAGCGAAGUGGAGUGGAGCCCCAAUCUGAGGACAAGUUUGGUGAAUAUGUACUCAAAAUGUGGGGAUGUGACGAGUGCGAGCCAAACGUUUGAUAGGAUUAGAGACCGAGGGGUUGACUUGUGGAAUGCAAUGAUCACAGGGCUUGGAUUGAACGGUAAAGGGAAGGAGGCAUUGGAGCUUUUUGAUACCAUGUUGUCGGAAGGAUUGAAGCCUGAUAACAUGACCUUCAUUGGUGUUUUGUGCGGAUGUAGCCAUUCAGGGUUGGUAAAUGAAGGAAUGGAAUGCUUUGAGGCCAUGAGCCAAUUGCACAAUGUGCCACCCAAGGUGGAGCAUUAUAGUUGUAUGGUGGACCUCCUCGGGAGGGCCGGGCUUCUUAACGAGGCUCUGGAGCUUAUAAGGAACAUGCCUGUGGAGGCUAAUGGGAGGGUGUGGGGAUCGUUGUUCGGUGCUUGUAGGAUUCAUGGGGAUGUUGAAUUAGGAGAGACUGCAGGGAAGCUCUUGAUCGAGUUGGAGCCCGGCAAACCCGGGCAUUAUGUGCUUCUUGCAAACUUGUAUGCAUUGCAAGGGAGGUGGAAGGAUGCGAUCGAUUUGAGAGACACUAUGAAGAGAAGAGGGGUCGAGCUCGAACCAGGUUGUAGCUUGACUGAGGUUGAUGGUGUGGUGCAUGAAUUUCUUGCAGGUGAUCGAACACAUCCAAGGACUAAAGAAAUUUAUGAUAUGUUGGAUGAGAUAUCUAAGCUGUUGAGAUCUAGAGGGUAUGUCCCGAGCACAAGACUUGUGUUAUUUGACAUCAGUGAAGAGGAGAAAGAGGGGGUGUUGUUUUGGCACAGCGAGAAGCUGGCGAUUGCAUUCUGUCUGAUCUCCACUGGACCAGAGGAAGUGAUUCGGAUUGUGAAGAAUCUUCGGAUUUGUGGAGAUUGCCACUCUAUGGCUAAGGUUGUCUCAGAGGUUUACAAUCGGGAGAUUGUGAUCAGGGACCGGAGUCGAUUCCACCAUUUCAGACAAGGUUCCUGCUCUUGUUUGGACUACUGGUGA
Messenger RNA from Elaeis guineensis (African oil palm), 1800 nucleotides. Its product is annotated as pentatricopeptide repeat-containing protein At5g48910. Gene Ontology annotation, molecular function: zinc ion binding; protein binding; RNA binding. Gene Ontology annotation, biological process: RNA modification. Lineage: Eukaryota; Viridiplantae; Streptophyta; Magnoliopsida; Arecales; Arecaceae. The record is from RefSeq and is a predicted model, not a curated record.